Molecule: messenger RNA, 1278 nt
Organism: Chionomys nivalis (European snow vole)
Lineage: Eukaryota; Metazoa; Chordata; Mammalia; Rodentia; Cricetidae
Gene: Gfer
Product: growth factor, augmenter of liver regeneration
Exons: 3
Coding region: 120-713 (197 amino acids)
Biological process (GO): liver development
Cellular component (GO): mitochondrion
Molecular function (GO): flavin-dependent sulfhydryl oxidase activity; flavin adenine dinucleotide binding
Source: RefSeq, a predicted model, not a curated record
UGAGCCCAGCCCCGGGCCGCGGUUCCCGCUCCUGCCGCCGCGCACUGGCUUUGGCGUGCGCGCUGGCCUGGCCGACCUUCCGGAGCCUCUCUUGGCCCUGCCGUCCGUACGCCUGCAAGAUGGCGGCGCCCAGCGAACCCGCGGGCUUCUCUCGCAGCGGUCUCUUCUCCUUCCUGCCCGGCGGCGCGCGCUCCCAGAUGACCGACGACGACUUGGUGACUGACGCGCGGGGCCGGGGCGCAGGGCAUAGAGACGCUGCCGCCUCCGCCUCGGCCCCGCAAGGUUUGAAGCACGGGAAGCGGCCGUGCCGGGCCUGUGUGGACUUCAAGUCGUGGAUGCGGACCCAGCAGAAGCGGGACAUCAAGUUUAGGGAGGAUUGUCCACAGGAUCGGGAGGAACUGGGUCGCCACACCUGGGCUUUCCUCCACACGCUGGCCGCCUAUUACCCGGACAUGCCCACCCCAGAACAGCAGCAAGAUAUGGCCCAGUUCAUACAUAUAUUUUCCAAGUUUUACCCCUGCGAGGAGUGUGCGGAAGACAUAAGGAAGAGGAUAAGCAGGAACCAGCCAGACACAAGCACUCGGGUCUCCUUCAGCCAGUGGCUGUGCCGUCUGCACAAUGAGGUGAAUCGGAAGCUGGGCAAGCCUGACUUUGACUGCUCCAGAGUAGAUGAGCGAUGGCGUGACGGCUGGAAGGACGGCUCCUGUGACUAGAAGAUUAUCAGCAGAGCAUGUGGGGCAUCUGGCCAGGAUCCAUGGGCAACCUGGCUAGCGUGGGAGGGACAGCCCAUUGAUUAAAGUGCAUCUGAGCCAAAGCUUUUCUUCGGUGGGGUGGUCCCUAGGACACUGCCAAUGGGAACCCUACCCACAAGAUUGAGAAGUGGAGGUACCCACUGUGGCCUCCUCAGCUAAGGUGCCAUGGGACUGAAGAUGAGAGGCAUCUUUCUACAGGCUGCCCCAUAUCAUUUAUAAUACAGCCUCUUGCCCAUUACACAUUUGGGACAUGGCUGCCCCAUAGGAAGACAAGGCUAGACCAUUGCCAUCCUACUGCAUUGCCAGGGGUGCCUACAGAACUAUGACUCUGGCAGCUCUGUGCCAUUUCACCGAGCUGUCUAUUCUGCACUCUGUUCCCAGCUCUAGGAGGGUUCUUCUCUGAGGGCGUGCCCACCAUACUGCCCACUGCCUGCCUGGCACAUGUUCUUCCACAGCUGUGACAUGCCUUUCAGCAGAUGAUCCUGAGUAUCUGCUCCCUUAGGAGUUUGAGACCAAAAUAAAAUGA